Oryctolagus cuniculus (rabbit) is the source of this 13423-nucleotide messenger RNA. The record is from RefSeq and is a predicted model, not a curated record. Lineage: Eukaryota; Metazoa; Chordata; Mammalia; Lagomorpha; Leporidae.
UCCUCCCAUCCGCUUCCGGUCGCUUGGAGCCUCCUAAUCAUGGCGAACCUUAGAACUCCUGUGUCGCUAUGGCCCCUUGUGAUAGGUCCGUGCGGCCCGAAGCGGGCUUAUUUCAGGGCCCGAACCCAGCCCCGGCCUGGUGCCCUGCUCCAGCCACUGCCCCGGCCCUUCGAGGUGGGUCUGCCGCGCCGCCUGCUCACGUCCGAGGCCGAACCUGGCAGCUCAGCGCUGAAGAAACCUACAUUUAUGGAUGAGGAAGUCCAAAGCAUACUCAUCAAGAUGACAGGCUUGAACUUGGAGAAGACUUUUAAGCCAGCUGUACAAGAACUGAAGCCGCCCACCUAUAAGUUAAUGACGCAGGCGCAGUUGGAAGAGGCUACAAGAAAGGCAGUAGAGGCAGCUAAAAUACGACUGAAAAUGCCGCCGGUUCUAGAAGAACGAGUGCCCAUAAAUGAUGUGUUGGCUGAAGAUAAGAUUUUGGAAGGAACAGAAACGGCCAAAUACGUGUUUACUGACAUAUCCUACAGCAUACCGCACCGCGAGCGUUUCAUUGUCGUCAGAGAACCAAGUGGCAGACUACGCAAAGCCUCUUGGGAAGAACGGGAUCGGAUGAUACAAGUGUAUUUCCCAAAAGAAGGUCGAAGAGUUUUGCCACCAAUAAUUUUCAAGGAAGAAAAUCUUAAGACCAUGUAUGGCCAGGACCGGCAUGUGGACGUCCUCAAUCUCUGCGUUGCCCAGUUUGAGCCAGAUUCCACGGAGUACAUCAAGGUUCAUCACCAGACCUAUGAAGAUAUAGACAAACAUGGAAAGUACGACCUUCUACGCUCAACGAGGCACUUUGGUGGAAUGGCUUGGUAUUUUGUAAAUAAGAAAAAGAUUGAUGGUUUGCUGAUCGACCAGAUUCAGAGAGAUCUGAUCGACGAUGCUGCCAGCUUGGUCCAGCUGUACCACAUGGUGCAUCCCGAAGGCCAGUCAGCCCAGGAGGCCCGAGGGCAGGCGGCUGAGGGAGUAAACCUAAUUAAGGUCUUUGCAAAAACAGAAGCACAGAAGGGGGCAUACAUAGAAUUAACACUGCAGGCUUACCAAGAAGCAUUCGUUAGCCAUUCUGCAGCUUCCUGAAAAAAAGUGCUCUGCCACUCUGGGGCCAGCUGGAACAGCGUACUAGAGCUUCCUGCUGAAAGCCACCACUGGGGCAGCACCUUCCUCUGCUGCCGCCCCUCAGCCAGCCAUCAGUUCUCUGCAGGGCUCAUUCUCCACACUCCUUUCCAAAUGCCACUCACAGUAAGUGCCCAAACAACUCUAGUUACCAUGUUUACCAAUGUCUUUUAGGCCUUCGAUUAACACUUACUUGCCCUGUAAAAAGUAGCUCAUGAAGGCCACGUUAUUUUUGCCAUCUCUCUCUGCACCCUCUGCCAGCUUGUUCACCAUACUAGCGUUUCCAGAGGCAGUGGCCAGAAGCAGCAGCCCCCCGUAGUCCUGUGCGUGGUGCAGGCACUCCUGGGCCAGGCCAAACUGACACUUGCUAAUGGCCAGCUCAGCAAGUUGUUUCCACUUCUGUUCUGACUGCAAGACAGUGUUUCCAAGUUAAAACAGCUCUGGGAAUAAACACUUAAACUUCUAACAUCAUUAUGUUAUUGCUGUACUGACCAGGGAAGACCAUUCUAUAGAGUUGUGCUAGUUAAGGUGACUCUACCCAAGUAAGAAUGGCACAAAAUGGAAGUUAGUUGUAUAUACACAACUAAUUCAAACACAAAUCAGUUUAAUAAUGCAUUAAUAAUCAACCUAUAACCAUCUAAUUAGACUGCAGUUAUUUUAAGGAGAAUGCUACUUCUUUGGAAAAUGUAAAAGUGUUUACAUUUUCCAAAGAUACUGUCACUUGUAAUCUUUCAGAAAUCAAAAUGUUGCAUAUUUGGAUAAUCUGGCUAGAAUAUAUUUUGCACACCUAAAUUCAUCAGUAAAUGCUAGAUUUUAAAACAGGGGGGUCCUUAAUACAAAAAAUUCCACAAAAAUGUCAUUAAAUUGUCUCUGAAAAUGUCAGAACCUUUCUCUAAAACCAUCUUUCUCAUUACCUGGGGUUACUGGCAAAUUAUUUCUGUGUUCUUUGAAAAUUCCAGACAAGUUUAAUUACUAUCUUUAUAUCUUCUUAUGAAACAGAUUUCAUGUAAAAUAUGAAAAUACUUUCUCUCAACCACAUUAGAGUGCUAAGAAUAUCUCCAAUAUAAUCUAAAGAUUAACAAAUUUUAAAGACCAGAGGUAACCUUAUCAAAAUGGGUAAUUUGAAAUUACCAACACCUAGAAGUACCUACUGAUCUUUCCAUCAGUUAAGAAAAAUCAUGUUAGUACAUACCUCUGCUUCAACUGCUAACUGAUAUGCGAUUUUUAACUCUCCAAGCUGCAGAGCAAGCUCAAAACAAUGUUCAGGAUCUGUAGACACUGUGAGAGCUUGCUGCUUAAAGCCCUAAAGAUGAAAAACACCAAAUGUGAGAUUUAUGUUCACAAGCACUUUGUGUAUACACAAUUCAUCUAUCAUACUGAAAAUAUUGCUGACAAACCCUACUAGAUAAAUAAUACCUUUUAAUGAGAAGACAGAAAAAAGGACUAAUUAAAUUAGGUGAGAGCAGAUAUUCAUCUGUGUAAUGUCAAAUGGUUUUUCCUCUAGAGGAUUUUUUACUUUACACUGACUUGAGGGGCACAGAGAUCGCCCAUCUACUGGUUCAGCAAAGUACCUGCAGCAGCCAGGAACCAGGAACUCAAUCCUGCUCUCUCGUGUAUGGCAGGGACCCAACCACUUGAGCCAUCAAAUGUUGCUUCCCAGGGUGCACAUUAGCAGGAAGCUAGAAUCAGAAGUGGCACUGAGGCUCGAAACCCAGGCACGCUGGCAUCCCAUAUGGGUGCUGGUUCGAGACCUGGCUGCUCCACUUCCGAUCUGGACCUCUGCUAUGGCCUGGGAAAGCAGUGGAAUAUGGCCCAAGUCCUUGGGCCCCUGCACCCACUUGGGAGUCAUGGAGGAGGCUCCUGGCUUCGGAUUGGCGCAGCUCUGGCUGUUGCGGCCAGUUGGGGAGUGAGCCAUCAGAGGGAAGACCUCUCUCCCUCUCCUCUCCCUGUGUAACUCUGACUUUCAAAUAAAUUUUUUUUUUUUUUUAAACAAUGGCGGCUAGUCAAUCCUACUCUAGUAAAACAACUUGUAAAAUUAGAAAAGCUGAUCUAUGAGCAAUUUCAGAGAACAGGCACAGUGGCACAAUUGUAGCUGCUGAAAAUCAAUCAACAACCUGGGCCUUAGAGGUCCUCUGUCUAGUCCCUUAUCUCACGGAUAAGUCUAUUAGUGGUAAAUGGACAAAUAAAAAUCUUCCAAGUUUCUUCCAAUUGUAGGUCAUUUAGCAAACAUUUUGUAUUCAGGUCCAUAAACCUGUACGGUGGCUCACCUAUGCCUUUACUGGUCUCAUGUCCAGUUUAUCUAAAUCAGCAAGUUUACCAAAGGACAGAAGUCAGAUUUUCUCAUGCUCUGUUAAGCCAUCAGGAAUAGGCCUUUAACCUGUAAUGCAUGAAUUAGCUUCUCUCCUAAGUUAAACAGUAUGGAUGGGUCUGCCCUAUGGGCACAUAUUUCAGCUUUAGGGAUAUAGUGUGUCAGACAAAAAGCUCAGGGCUAGUUUACUCCUAAGGAGUAAGGACAGCAUAAGAAACAUCCCAAUUCGUACUGCAGAACAUGAAGGGUCAGCACUGAAACAAUCGCCCUAACAGCAGUUAGUCCAGGACUGGUCCCCCCCAUUCCCUGAUGCAUAAAGAAGGCAGGUUUACUCCUUGGACAGGGUAAAGUGGACCAUCUCCAGCUGGGGGAAUGCCUAUCCCACCAAAGGGAGUACUGAGUAUCAAAGGGAAAAUCAUAGGCUCAGUGAGACACUGGGAAGGGAUGUGUGGACUAAAUGAAAUGCUACAUGCUAAGUCUCCCAAGUCGUCUUAUACUUAGCCCAAGAAAGAUGGUGACUGGGGAGCUGCUUUUAAUAUUGCAGUAUGUCAGCCAAAGCAGCGCCCAGUACAUUGUUAGGUGCUCAUUAAAUUAACUGAAUAAAUACAUGAUUAUUAAGUUCAUUAGCUGAAGGUAAUGACAGUGAGGCUCCCUAAUCAGCCUAAACACAUCACACAAUGCCAUCCACACCCUACACACUCAGCCCUUUUGAUGUGUUUCUUGGACCUCUGCUCUUGAAAGACAGAGAUCAAAAAUGAAUAAAAGCAACUUGAAGGAAGCACUUUAAAAAAACAAAAAAAUUCAUAGCCUCAGAGAUAAAUUUUCAUCUUUAUAAGUAAGAUUAAGUCAUAGACUAAUAGGAAAAUCAGCUGGGGUAGGUCCAAUGUUUGACAGUUUGAGAAGGAAUACAGAAAACAAAUCACCAUAAAAUGAUGCCUGAAAAUCUCUCAGAAGUGAAGGACAUCACUUUCCCAAAGGACUCAUGUAAUACCCAACAGACCAAAUGAAACUAAUCUCUACAAGGCCCACCAAGAGUGACAUCCACAAAGCUUCCUCAGAGGAACAAAACAGGCCAUAUACCAAGAAUUGGGAAUAAAAAUGCUUUAGACUUCAACAACUAGAAGCUAAAAGGCAAUGGAACAAUAACAGUGCCUUCAAAACUUAAAAUUACCCCCAACCUAGAGUUGUAUAGUUGGUUAAAUGGGCCAGUAUGUUACAGGGUAGGACAAUGGUACUUUCAUAUAUUCAAAGCCUCAAAAACUUGACCUCCCACUAACGACCCUUUCUCGGGAAACUGAAGAACUUGCUCCACCAAAAUGAGGGCAUCAACCAGGAAAGACGACGGGAUUACAGGAAACAAUGGAUUCUUCUCUACAGAGGCCAAGAGAAGCCUGGCUAUGAUGGUGGGGAGAUAUCCAUGAUGAGAGCAGAAAAGCCAGUUCAGUCUGCAGCCAACUAAAUAAACUGAAAGGAGAGCGCGAGAAAUCUGGAGAGUUGAGAGAGUCUAGGGGGAUGUAACCUUAAGUACACAGAAAACUACAGACUCUAGAGAACUCUUAGAGCUUUCUUUCGUGCAGCUGUCAGCCCUAACUGCACGGCUCACCUGUGAGCCUUUUACAUAGCCCUAACAACAAAUGUCAAGGACUGAUGCACCCAAAAUUAUAUGAACAUACCUAGGACAAGGCAUAGGAAAGGGACACGUGUAUUGCAGAUUGGGGGGCAGGAGUAGGCACAGCAGAAGAAAGCUCAGCCUUCACCUGUGGGAAGUCACAGGAAAUGAAGAAACAGCUGACUUUUAUGUUAUUUAGAGAUGUGGAACAAAUACAACAAGAGUUAAGGAAUUAUCUCCAGGCAACAGGAAGGACAGAAGGGAGAGCCGCUUUAUCUCCAGUCUUAGAGAACUUUGUGCAUAUAUAACUGACAGAUACUACAUUAAGAAAAAGGCAUGUCACUGAGGCAGGUGGGAUACAGAGAAAAAGGAAGCACAGAAAUGAAAAUAUUAAGACUACAAAAGAAGUAUGCAGGAGGAUGCUACAUCUAACAUUUCAAAGGGGUACAAAAGACACUAAGAGAAAGUUAAGGAGAGUAUACCACGUGCUUUCACAGUGUGUACAUACAAAUGCAGAACUGACACCAAAACUACAGGGACGGCUUGGCAGUUGAGAAAUCCACACUAACAGUCUUUCAAAUUGCUGAUUUUAAAAAAAACCUCUUACCUGCUUUUCCAAAAAGUGUGCAACUCUGGUCCUUUGUUCCUUUGGAAUGGUGGGAAGGACCUUAUCAGCCAUACCGAAGUCCCUCCGCAUGACAGCUGUCUGGUAUUCCAGGACUGACACCAGCAGGGAGUAGCUUACAAUGUUUAAUUCUUUAUCACCCAGAUAGAGCCGGUUAUCCUUAGGAAUAUAGCCCAGGAGAUACAUUGUCCUAUAACAGAACCAGAAACCAAGUCAGAAGCAAACUCAAAUCUGCAGUUACACAUGCACACACACACAGCCUCUUGCUCAAAACCUUUCCAUUUGGGGCAAUUUCAGUGAAUGACAGGCACCUACUGAAACUUUUAACACUGAAAGAUCAGCCUACCAUUGCUACAAGUCAGCUACAGAUUUUGUUUAAAAAGCACGCUUUUGGCCGGCGCUGCGAUUCACUUGGCUAAUCCUCCACCUGCAGCGCUGGCACCCCGGGGUUCUAGUCCCAGUUGGGGCGCCAGAUUCUGUCCUGGUUGCCCCUCUUCCAGGCCAGCUCUCUGCUAUGGCCCAGGAAGGCAAUGGAGGAUGGCCCAAGUGCUUGGGCCCUGCACCCGCAUGGGAGACCAGGAGGAAGCACCUGGCUCCUAGCUUCGGAUCGGCACAGCGCAUCGACCGCAGCGCGCCAGCUGUGGCAGCCAUUUUGGGGGUGAACCAACGGAAAAGGGAAGACCUUUGUCUCUGUCUCUCUAACUCUGCCUGUCAAAAACAAACAACAACAACAACAAAAAAAAAAACCAGCACACUUUUAGGUUGCUUAAGACAAAAGCAAAACAAUUUAACAUUACCUGUCCAAAUGGGCAAUGGUGACUAUUUCUCCUCCGACAUAAUAAUUUAAUCUGUUCACAGAACUUGUGUAAAUGAAACAAUCGCCUACCCAAAGCCCUGUUUUCACAAUUUCCUGAAUCUCACCAAGAACCUGCAGCAAGAGAAUAAAAAACUAUUACUAUCUUAUCCAACAUGAGGAACUUGUAACAAAACGCUUAGAGUGAUAUGGCAGAAUAAGGUACACAAAAUAAAAUCCUAUUUCAAGGGGAAAAAUUUUUUUUUCCUUGGAAUUUUCAUUGGCUUUCUUCACUCAAGAGAAUAAAUUCCUGGGGCUGGUGUUACGGCACAGCAGGUUAGGCCGCCGCCGGCAAAUCCAGCAUCCCCUGUGAGGGCCAGUUCAAGCUCCUGCUGCUCUAUUUUCCAUUCAGCCCCUUGCUGAUGAGCCUGUGAAAGCAGCAGAUGGCUGAAGUGCUUGGGUCCCUGCCCACCCAUGUGAGAGACCAGGAUGGAUUUCUGGGUUCCUGACUUUGGCCUAGCCCAACCCAGGUUAUUGCAACUAUUUGAGGAGUAAACCAGCAGGUGGAAGAUUCUCUCUCUCUCUGUGCAAUUCUGCCUUUCAGGUAAAAUGAAUAAAUUUAAAAAAAAUAAAAAAUUCCUAACUAAUGUUGUCCAACAUGAACAGCCUCAAAGCAGAAGAUGACAUCGAGCCUAAUUUGUAAUUAGUGCAUUGGUUUUCAUUUAAAUUAUAGUAAAAGUAGUAUGUAAAAUAAUUUUUUUAAAAAUUUGAGGAGGGGCUGGCACUGCACCAUAGUGGGUAAAUAAAUCUUUAAAAUAAAAUUUGAGGGGCCAGCAGUGUGGCAUGGUGAGUAAAACCACCAUCUGCAGUACCAGUAUCCCAUAUGGGUGCUGGUUCAAGUUCUGGCAGCGCCAGAUUUUAUUUAUUUGACAGGUAGAGUUAUAGACAGUGAGAGGGAGAGACAGAGAGAAAAGUCUUCUGUCCGCUGGUUCACUCCCCAAAUGGCCACAACAGCCAGAACUGAGCCAAUCCAAAGCCAGGAGCCUCCUCUGGGUCUCCCAUGUGGGUGCAGGGGCCCAAGCACUUAGGCCAUACUCUACUGCUUCCUAGGCCAUGGCAGCUCCCCUGUUAAGGGGAAGAUGGCCCAAGUAGUUGGGUCCCCACACCCACAUGGGAGACCCAGAAGAAGUUCUUGGUUCCUGGCUUUGGCCUGGCCCAGUUCUGGUCAUUGUAGGCAUUUGGGAAGUGAACCAGCGGAUGGAGGAUCUCUAUCUGCCUCUGUCUCUCAAAUAAAUAAAUAAAUCUUUUUAAAAAUAUUUGAGAGGCAGAGAGCGAGAGAGGCUCCCAUCGGCUGUACUUUCCAAAUGCCUACAAUGGCCAGGACUAGGGCAGGCUGAAGCUGGGAGCAUUAGGAACUCAAUUCUGGUCUCCCACAUGGGUGGCAGGGAACUACCUAUCUGUGGUAUCAUCUGCUUCCUCUCAAGGUGUGAGUUAUCAGGAAGCUAGAAUCAGUAGCAGUGCCUGGACUCAAAUCAGGCCCUUUGAUGAGGGAUGCAGGAAUCCCAAGUGGGGUUUUAACUGCUUACCAAACACCACUUGGGAGUACCUGGGCAAGAAAUACAUAAACACAUAAUGUACAAUUAAAAACCACAAAUUCCUAGGUGAGUAUUUGUAAUGUGAAAUCUCAUUGUUGGGUCAAAACUAUGGUCUGAGAGAUUAUUAUUUUAAACCCUCUAAGACACAGGAAACUGGAAUGUUAAGUAUUUCAUGGCACCUCUCCACAAUGGGUGACUUAUCUUUAAUAUUUGGGAGCUCACCUAAACCAUUCUUGCUAAACAGUCUUAGAACCAAAACAAUCACAAAUUUCCUUAUAGAAAAAUAUCCGUGGAAAUCUACAGAUGUCCUAAAAUCAAAGCACAAGCCUCUUUUAAACCUAUUUGCUUUCAGAUUGACUCUCAAGCCAAGAUUUUUAAUUUUCACAUGUCACCAGAACCUUUAAAUGAUGAGUUUCUCCAAUCCUGAUUAAUAAUGAAGUGCUGCAGUCAGUAGUGUGUGUUGUAAGAAUACAAAUCAUUUAACAACAAAGCAGUGGUUAUGCUGCUGCAGUUACCUCAAAGGCGUCUUCAAUGCCGUCUUCGGUAACACCCUCAUGUGUUUCCUGUGCAGACAGGACUUUUUCUGACAGAUACUUAAGGAUAAAAAAUGACUCCUCAGUGGCAAUGCAGACGAGCUCUCCCGAGUCUGACCAGAAAAUCUGCAAUGCAACAGGCAAAGAUAGAGACAAGCGAUUUGCAUUUCUGAGUAGAUAUGACAAACUACAUAUACUUUAUUUCUUACAAGAAUUACCUUUUGACAUUAAGAUAGUACACAAUAAUUUAUAAAGUGCAAUUAUACCUAUGUUUGGGAGGUGGACAGGGAAGGGCUGUUCUACUUAGCUUAGCAAUGUGAAGACAGGAAGGAGAGCAGUCAGUGCAUGCUGGGUGUACUAUCACCUAGACAGGCAGACGCGUUCCAGCAUACUGCCCUAGACACGUUCCUCGUCCUUUCCACUAUCUGCCACCCCUCCGCAGCCUUUGUAGACAUUUAUCCCAACUGCCUCUCCCAGUGACAUUUUAAUACCACAGAUACACUGUUCAUACCCAGGUAAUGCAUACAUAUGGGGUACACGAGUGUGUAUAUAACAUAUAUACACCUAACUGCACUUUAUACAUAAAGAGAGAAAGGGUUUUUUUGGUUCCUAUUCACCAGGAACCAGUUUUGCCUCUCCUGAGAAUGCAGGUUCUGGAAGACGGAAGGGAGACCCAAGAGGUGGUUUUUCCCCACGGUGGACGCUGUCGAGGCAGCAGGCACUGCAAAGGCAGACACUCGGUGCCGCAGUGCUGAGUGGUCACCUCCAGAGUACUCAGCCGUCACUAGCUGCUGUCUGAACGGACUUCUUGACUGGAAAGCAUGCUCUUUCACUCCAUCAAAAAACAUUUAAACACGAAUGGCAUCUUGAGAUUUGGAUAAAUUUCUAUACUUUUCAAAAAUCUUCAAUGUCAGCUGCCUCAUUCAAAUACCACAAUCCUGACUUUCUGAGCAGUUCUGAGGUAAAUGGUAUUCUGCCCAACUCAAGGGAACAGGGACAGUGCAGGGCUACUUCUUGGUCUCAGGGACCCACAAUCUGUCACAAAGACGAACAUUCCAAUGGCGACAAUGGAGUCAAAACUCACGUGUUUGGGCUGAAUUUCAAUCCUGCGUAUGAGUUCUGUGUUGUCCCAGUCAUAGAAGGCUAAGCCAUUCACAGAUCUGACUCCCAGUAAGAAGCCUCCAUAUAUGCCUUAACAGAACAUAAACACAGUUUUGUUUAGAUGUUUGUGAGCUCUGCAAAGUGUUUAAAAAUGUAUCAUAUAUAAAUAUCACUCACUUUCAGCUCCAAAAUCUGGCUUAAAUGAUUUUUUUUCCUUAAAGUUCUUAAAUAUCUUUACAACACUGUUGCUCUCUCUUAUUGCAUAUCUGGGCGGGGGGAAAGAGAAAGUAAACAGCAUAUUUAGUAUAUACUAAACCACAGUUUUAUCAAAUGUUAGCAGUAUCUUCAAAUAUUUUUGAAUAAUUAUGCAAAAAUAUGAGUAUUUAAAGACUGAUGUAUUUUUUUCUUAAGAGACCAGUGAAUUUCUUACAGUAGGACAAUGAGUGGAUUUCAUACUGUGUAUUACACAAAUUACUAGGGCUUAUAAACUAUUUAGAAACUGGGUAUAACCAAAAUGUCAAUCAGUAGGCAAAUGAUUAAACAAAUUGUGAUAUAUUCAUAAAAUGGAGUAUUACUCUGCAAACAGCAGACAUUGAUUAGUUAUCCAGGCAACGCAAGGCUGUGUCUAGGAAACAUUUUGCUGAACAAAAGAAGCUGGAUACAUCAGGGCAUUAGGACUGCACUUAUAUUAACCUCUAAAAAAGACUGAUCUACAUAUGGUGGCAAAAAGCAAAUGAGUAUCUGCCUGUGGCUGGGAAUGUGCAUUUGUCCAAAUUUACUGAAAUGCACACUGAAAGUGGUACACUGUCCUGCACAAAUUAUACCCCAUGAAGCUAAUCAAAAACAAAAGAAAAACUGUGACAAGCGGCUUUCAGUCAGCCAUGUUCAGCAACAACUCGGGAAAGUGGUUAUUCUGGCCUCUGCCUUGAAAGCGGCUCAGAGCUAUCACUGGAUAUUUGAUAACUGUGCUUGGGGUGAGUGCGCUGUUGGUUUGAGGACAACGCUGGGCAAGGUCUUGGCUGCAUAAAGCUGCCAAGAGGCAACUAUCAAAAUAAAGGGGGAGGUGUGUUUGGAGAAGUGAGAGCAGUCAUGAACUGCAGCUCUGCUCUGUGGUACACAGAACUGUGUGUGUGUGCGUCUACUCAAGAAAUUCAUGGAAAGAUGAAAAAAAUUCCCCAUCUCUCAGUAAAUGGUGCUAUAAAAACUUUUUAAAUAUAUCGUAUUAUGAAGAGGCUCAAGUCACCCUACCGUUUGGUGGCAGAAGGCAACACAAAACAUGGGGAAAACUAAGACAACUAGGAAGACGUAAUUCAGCUAUGUGGUCUGAAAACACCAAAGCCCUAAUGUUUAUUACAUGCACCAAACAGGAGUCAAAAAGGAACUGGAGUUUGUGACUAUCUAGUAAAACAACUUGAGACUUAAAUGAUUUCUUUCUUUUAAUCAACAUUCUGAUUUCAGACAGAAAUCUGAUUUGUUAACAACACAGAAAAUCAGCUUUUAAAAAGAUUCAAUAGGGGUAUAAUAAGUGUAGCCACCUGCAAUGCUGGCAUCCCUGUGGGUGCCAGUUCAUGUCCCGGCUCCUCUACUUCAAUCCACCUCCCUGCUAAUAAUGUGCCUGGGAAAGCAGUGGAAGACGGCCCAACUGCUUGGGCCCCUGCACCCAUGUGGGAGACCUGAAGAAGCUCCUUUCUCCUGAUUUUGGCCUGCCCCAGCAGUCACCUGGGGUAUGAACCAGGAGAUGGAAGAUCUCUUUGUCUCUCCCUCUUACUCUUUCAAAUAAUUAAGUCUUUUUUAAAAAUUGAAUAAAGUUCUUAUCAGGAUGACAUCAAACCACAAAGCAUCUGUCCAAACAGCAGCAGCAGUACUUUAGGACACACGUGAUCAGGAGGGCCUGCCAAGGGCUAAGGGGCAUCAGCAGCAGGUCCUGUUAGGGUUCCAUCAAGGAAAUGGGUGCUGGGUGCUCAGUGCAGUGGGAUUACUGGGUCAGCCUGAGAGUCGGCCCAACAGUGAAUACAGGGAGGGCAAGGUCAGUUCACAGUGCAGCUGCCCCCGAUUCUAACUUCCGAUGACUGCUUCAGUAAGAACUGUGUUAACCACGAGAAGCACAGCCUGCCCUGCACCUCCAGCACCUCUUCUGGACAGCAGCUCUCAGCAUGCAUCUGUAACCAGGACAAGCUGCAUCUCAGUCAGAACUUACUCUGAGGAAUCAUGGGCCCAUGCGAACUCCUGGGCAGACCCAAAGCUCUUAUUUCUCAAGGCCAUUGCCGUGUAGAUGAUGUACUCUCCAUCACCGCACACCACAACAAACCUAGAAAUUACAGAAGCCAGGGAGGGAAGGACAGAGGAAUAAUGACAUGUAGGAGUUAGGAAACAACAGUUCAUCUUUAUGGUAAAAUAACUGUAAUAGCAAAUAAUAUUUCAACCAAUAAUUACAAUUUUAUCUUUGAAAUACAAUACAAUCUUUGAAUACAAGCCAGACAAAAAUAUUCCAGCCAACAAAUCCAAAAGCAAAUCACAAAUAUGGGAUUACUACUGAAAAUGUCACUGUAAUGGUCUCCUCUUAUCAACAGAGGAGGCCGGGGACGGGAAGGUGAAAAGGACUAGACAUGCAGAGGACGGAAUUCAGUUCUGCAGCUGCUAUCUGCUGAGCACCAAGAUGCCCAGGACAUAACUCACAACACACUGCAAGAAGGCACUGUCUUAUUCUAAGACCCUCUUCAUUUUAAAGUUGAUCUUUCAAAGCAAUGAAAAUAUAUUAACUCUGUUUUUAAUGACUUGUUAAAUUUCUCAAGAGUACUUUAACAUUUAAAUGAGUAGAUAAUGCAUAAACAAAAUUUUUUGUCAAUACACAUAAAACAACUCAAAAUCAGCAUUUAGAACACUGUAAUGGCAAAAUAAAAAGCUUACAGCAAAGAAUAUUUCAGGUAUUAAGAGAAAUAUUCUUCUUAAGAGCAAUGAGUCAGAAAAUACUGAGAGAGCACCUACUAAGUCUCAGGGUAAGGUAAGACCCUGGCCUCAAAAGAACACAGCAUAACACACGAGAAGUAAGAGUAAACAAUACUACUUUACUCUUACAGUCUGUGUGCUGCAGAACAGGGCCAAGAAGGCAAACAUUUUGCAUGCCAGCUUGAUCAAGUGGCAGGCCUGCUGCAGCUGUGCUGAGGAUUACGAGACUAGGGCAAGGGCUCGGUGCAGAAUGACCAGCGAUGCCCACCACAGGGCAGAAAUGGAACAGGCUGUGGCUCCGCACACUGUGACCUCACACACACAAGCUCAGCGACAGACCUGAGCAAUGGCUUACCGCCCGUUGGGAUUGUGCUGAAUAGUCUGAGGGUAUAUCUCACAACUGCCCAUAUCCUUCACUGCCAGUGGCAGCCUUUCUCCAUCUUUAAUUUCAGCAUCUCCCAUUGCCUUUAGGUUUGCCUGCUGGACUUCUGAAUGCUUGGCCCAAAUGAUCUUUCCAUUGGCAUCCAUGGACAUCGCAGGUUCCUCUCGACCAAGCUGACGAAUGACAAGUGGCUCUUAGCAAUGAAAGGAAACCAAGUGGAACCACAGCAAAAUCAGACACUCUUUUCCCUUAACAGCAAGCUCUUUCCUUUCUUCCACCUUUAAUGUCCACUGCUUAAAUUCUAGUGCUUGCUUACGGGUCAGUUUAAUAAGACUGGUGACUUAGAACAUGACAGUAUUAAAAUACAAGAAAAACA